Molecule: messenger RNA, 3527 nt
Organism: Drosophila ananassae
Lineage: Eukaryota; Metazoa; Arthropoda; Insecta; Diptera; Drosophilidae
Gene: Pih1D1
Product: PIH1 domain-containing protein 1
Exons: 5
Coding region: 178-3414 (1078 amino acids)
Biological process (GO): rRNA processing; box C/D snoRNP assembly
Cellular component (GO): cytoplasm; R2TP complex; ribonucleoprotein complex
Source: RefSeq, a predicted model, not a curated record
UAUUGAUAAUUUCAGCGAAGGGUCACACUAUUAAUGAUUUUCCUGAAACGAGUUGACAGUUCAGUCUCCUGGUCUCUCAAUAAAAUCUAUUUUAAUGAAACUUGCGGCGUAAAAAGCAAUUGAAAUUGUUAGCUUUUCUUUUUAUUCUGUUCAAGCUUUAACUAAAAGUUCGACAAGAUGGCACGCCGCUCGAACUUUAUAGAGAGCAACGACAACUUUCGUGAGCAGAAUCUGCGAUUUGUGAGGAACGAGUUUGAGGACAACAUCAACCAGUUCUUCGAAGGGGCCAAUCCGAGCGGUGGCAACCAGCAGGCUCCUCCUCGCCGGGACUCGCUAAUUGUGCAGCCAACACCGGAUGGUCAAAUGGAGGGUUUUCGGAGCACUAACCUGGACGCACGGAGAAAAUUUCUCCUCGAGCUGGGCGCCAAUCGAAUGGUGGCCCAUGGCCUGGCAGUCCGCUCCCUCAAAGUCCCGGAGUUCAAUUUGCGCGACUUCCAGCGCCAGAGAUUUCGGCUCAGUGUCGAGCUGGGCGACAGCCAGCAGGGCGUGGUGGACUCGCAAGUGCUGCGCUCCAUUGGCGACUACGUGCAGGACUAUGAGCAGGAUCUCGUCAGACCACGCACUCCUCCGCCGCCGAGGAACAUAGAUUGGCACCAGCACACCCGCGAAGAAUCGCCGGAAAUGAGCCAGCGAUCUCGUCCGAGGGAGCGCCGAGAAGAGGGAAACUCUCAUGGAGGGCCGAGAGGAUUGAUGGAACAAAGUGGACAGGAUAGGGAACCAUUCCCCCGUAACCAGGGAGCCAUAAAUGGUUCGUUGGGCAAUCAGAACAAUCGCAGAAACGCCAACCAGACACCAGGAGGGGAGCCAAAUCGUAGAAAUCAAAAUACGAGAAACAAUUCCAACUCCCGGCAACAAAAUCUUCAGGGCAGGAACUCGAACCCGAUCGGUCAGCGGUUUGUUCACAAUUCGAACCAACCCGACUUCGAGCAAGACACUCGAAACCCAAACAAUCGCAACGCCAAUCAACCGGGGAAUGUCAAUCGAAACCCUCCCAAUGAGUCGAUUAAUGGUCGAGGCGUUAAUCAGGUGGAAUUUAACCGAAAUAACGUCAAUAAUGGGCCAAGUGGGCCGAACAAUCGCAAUCCGAACAAACCGAUGCAGAAUCGGAAUCCAAAUAACUAUCCAUUGAACCGCAAUGCUCGUAACUUGGAUCCACAAGAGAUGAAUCGUAAUAGUGGACCUCCAAGCCGCAACUUCCCAGAGAACUUUGGUUCCAGUCCCCAAAAUGUGGCCAUCCCCUUACCGAUUAAUCGAAAUGAGAAUCGCAAUCGAAACAAUCGAAAUAUGAACAUGAAUGAUAUGAGAUUGAAGCAGAGAAGUUUUGGAAACCCUGAGGAGUUCAAUCAUAAUAAUCCAAGAGCCCAAGACGAAGACUUCCAUCCAAACCAGCAGCAGCAAGGUCAAAACCGUCAGGGACCAAACCGCAACAAUCGAAACCAACAUAUCGAUUUUCGUGUCCAGCAAUCGAACUUCACAGACGAUAACUUCGGGACUGAUCAGAAUGAUUUUCAAGAAAGAGUGGACUGGGAUCCUGUGAUGGAGGAACAAGGCGACAUGGGUGUGGGCCACAACCCACAGAACCAACAUUUUCGUUCGAUGGGCCACGAUCCAAUUCGGCCCCCAAUCGGACGCCCCAACUAUCAGCGCAUUGUUCAUGACAACCAAAUCACCAUCUGUCGCACCGACUUGAUGGAUGCUCAUGAACGAGGCUAUGAGGAAGAGGAUCCAAGAAUUCCCUAUGGAAGAAAUGUUCAUCAGAUGGACAAUGAGCGUUUCCGCGGACCCCAGCGGUCUGGGAACUUUGAGAGACCCGGUUUCCGCGGCCCGGAUGAACCAAAUGAGCGUUUCUUUAAUCCCAAUCAGAGCUUCGAGGACCAUCCAAUGGAAGAAUCCUUCGAUGAUAACACUUUUGGACGCAAUGAUCGCUACUUGGAUGAGAAUCAUCGCCACUUUAAUAACGAGGAGGAGAGGGAACGGCGCGACUUCGCCGACCACUUCGAUCAGUCGGAUAGUGUGCGUGGUGGCGACAACCAUCGCCUUUCUCCACGAAAACAUGGUGCCGUCCGUGGCUCAAAUAACCCCAACAUUCCACGGAAUCAGUAUCAGGGAGAGCGCGGAUCGGGUUCGGUUUCCGGGCCGCCCAAUCGCCACCGCAACGACAACAUGGACGGGCCAAAUAAACCCAGGAAUGGACCAGCACGUCGACCCAGCCCAGGCCGGAAUACCAACCCGGGUGGACCAAAAUCCAAUGAUGGUCACAACAAGAAGACAGCACGAGACUAUUCACAAGCAAGUCAAGAUGGAAAUCCACCUGGUCGUGGUCCAAAAGCGAAACAACGUCAGGGUCCGAACCGAAACCCAAUAUCUGAUUCGUCGACAAGUCAUGGCCGAAACUCCAAUUCUGGCGCUCAGCAGCCAGCGGCCAAAAGAAACGCGAAUCCAAGAGUUGGCCAAAAGAGGGCUGCCGCGGGCUCUGGUCUAGAGGGCCAAAAGCGGCGAAGAGUGUCUACUAGUCGAAAGUUCAUUAUCGGCGGCUACAGCCUGCCGUACAUCGAAUCCAAUCGCCAGCCACUGCCUCAGCCCGAGGGCGAGUCCUACGCUGUGACUUUCUUCGAACAGCAACCGAACUACAACACCCAUCCGUACGCCAACGAGGACGGUACUGUUGACAAUCAUGAGGAGUCGGAAUCAGACUCGGAAUCAAUUGACUCGCACCGAUCGGACAAUAGGGGCGGCAAUAAUGGUGGACGGGCCUCGAAAAAGAUACGCACGCGUUUGCGCAAAAUGUGGACGAAGAUGUACAGGGAGAAGAAUUACAAGGACUGGAAGAACUGGUGGAAGGAUUUCAAGUGGUGCGGCGCCGAAAUCAACAAGAAACUUGAAAAGUUCGGAAACAUUAACAUCCAGCAUCGAUUUAUUCCAAAGUAUGGAAAGGCAUCGACGGAGCAAGUCGUCAAGAAGGUGAUAACGGCUGCCCACAUGGGCCUGGAGAAGAACACCAAUAAGGUGUACCGCAACAUGCGUUCUAUAUUUCUGCUCAUGAACGAGACUGUCCUGGACAAUCUGUCCGAGGAGCAGAUGCUGCAGGUGCAGGACCUCAUCCGCAGUAUUCCAAACCACUUGUGGUUGUACAAAAUCCGGAGCAUGGUCUUCCUCUGGAAGAUGUUCCAUGACAGUCUCAAGACACGCACCUCAACAUUCGUUCAGGCGGCUAGCGAACUGAAGGCUGUUUCUCGGAGCUGGGAGAAUCCGCUCUUUCAUUGGCUGGCCAAGCAGGCAUUUGAUGAGCUCAAGGCGGUGAGCGAGAUUGCCUGGCCGGACCACAACAAAGUCUAUCCCCAACUGGAUGGAUAAGCACCGAUUUUUAAUUCUAGUAUUAGUUUUCUAGAAACGCAUUUCAAAAAAACAUGCGAUUGAUUUGUAAACGGAAUAAUGAAACAGCAACAAUAAAGAAACAGUUCAGAUAC